This is a messenger RNA of Phragmites australis (common reed), 3030 nucleotides long. RefSeq names its product protein kinase STUNTED-like. The coding region runs from base 824 to 2791 and encodes 655 amino acids. The record is from RefSeq and is a predicted model, not a curated record. NCBI's taxonomy places the organism in Eukaryota, Viridiplantae, Streptophyta, Magnoliopsida, Poales, Poaceae. Gene Ontology annotation, biological process: protein phosphorylation. The transcript is spliced from 11 exons. Gene Ontology annotation, molecular function: ATP binding; protein kinase activity.
GCUCUCUUUUUCCCCUGCUUCUCCAAUCUCCACCAAGAAUUUCUUUGCUCUACUCUCAUCUCCUUACCUUUCCUUCCCCGGUUCCCUCUCCUUCCUCUCGCCCGCCUGUCUAUGUCACCGUCUCCUUGUUUGCUACCGCUGCCUCACCGGCAGCGCAAAAACACCAGCCUUGCUGGCUCGCCGUCGCUGACCGGCCGGACCGCGCGGCGACGACGGCCGGCCGGCUCGCUCAUUCGUCCGUUCCUCCUCCCCUCCACGGUGCCUCGUGCUUUUUGUGCGUGGUUGGAGUGGUUGAACCGAGCAGAGCCGAUGGUGACGAUCCCGCGCUAUGAAACCAUUUUAAUACGCGCCUCUGCAGCUGAAACCUGACGAGCUAACCAGAUUUUAGGUGGUUACCUCUGUCGCUUCUUCCCACCCCUCGCCAUUCACCGCGACGCCUCUUUUCGCUUAGGAUAUAGUUCGCGCUCUGGUCGCUUGCGCUUGUAUCUUCCUCCUCGUUUACCCCCUUUCGGUUUGAGUCGAAUGAAUUCAGCCAUAAAUAAGUGAGUAGCCGGAGGGGUAACGGAACUCGUUUUCCAGGCGGCCGUCGUCUCGAGGACUGCCGCCUCGGUAGUUUUCUAUUCGAGCAGCGCGGUUCCGGGUCGCACAUUGGUUGCAGCUAGUAGCCGGGAUCGUGUUGUGUCAGCGGACGCCCACGGCGAUUAGUGGUUGAGCUAACCGGCGGCCUGCAGGUUACUGACUGGCUUGGUGUGUCAUGGACAAGUGCGUUUCGUGCUGAUUUCUUGACCUUCGAGCUGGCUCCCGGCGAUCGAGUGGGGGCGUCAUGGCGGUGGAGCACGGGGAGGGUGUCGGCCGGUGCAUACUGGUGGGGCUGCACAUGGACGCCGUCGGCAGGGACCUGCUCCGGUGGGCGCUCAACCAGGCGGCGAGGAGUGGCGACCGCGUCGUCGCCGUGCACAUUUACCGCAAGUCCGACCACAGCAAGACGAACACUCUGAAGCUGAUCAGGACGCUGGACGACUACCUGGCGGAGUACGAGGCCCUCUGCGGCCAGAAAGAAAUUGUUCUCGUGGGCCGGGUGACGCCGGGGAACUCGAUCCAGAAGGAGCUAGUGAAGGAGGCCAAGCACUGCGCCGCCAUGGUGGUGGUGCUUGGCGCCAACAGGAAGUACUCCAUCGGGGGCUCGACUUGCCUGGCGAAGUACUGCGCCAAGAAGCUCCCGCCGACGACCACCGUCGUCGCCAUCCAGAACGGCAAGGCCGUCUUCGUCAGGGAGGCGCCCAAGCUGCCACUUGGAGCAGAGCCGAAGCCGCUGCUCCGCACGGUGCUGCACCCGAGCGUGGGGCUGGAGCCCAAUGUGAUCAUCCCGAACCCGAACCGGAGCGUGCGGUCCAUGCACUUCGACGCCAUGAGCUGCGCUUACGGCGGCGCCGCGCCGGCGACGAAAUGCUUCGAUGACGCCACCAAGGUCGGCUGCGGCGCGGCGCCAGAGCAGAGGCUCGGGUGGCCGCUGCUCCGCCGCGCGCACGACGCCGCCUCCGUCCGUCCCAGCCCCAAGCGCGAGGAGCCGCGCAAGCAGUCGGUGGUGCAGUGGGUGAUGAGCCUGCCGAGGCGGUCCUCGCCGUCCGCGUCCCCCGAGCCGAGCGCCGGGCUCGCAGUGGAGCUCAAGGCAAUGCUCGACGGCGGCGGCGGCGCGCGGUGCCGGUGGUUCCGCUACGAGGAGCUAUACGACUCCACCAACCACUUCUCCUCAGAGAAUCUGAUAGGGAACGGAGGGAACAGCAGAGUAUACAGGGGCAACCUCGCCAGCGGGCAGCAGGUGGCGAUCAAACUAUCCAAGGCGUCGGCCGAGGCGUCCAAGGAUUUCCUCCGGGAGGUGGACAUCAUCACCAAGCUGCAUCACCAGCGGAUCGUCCCGCUGAUCGGCGUCUGCGUCGAAGGCCCCAACCUCAUCUCCGUCUACAGCUACCUCCCCAGAGGCAGCCUCGAGGACAACCUGCACGGGGAAAGGUCGUCAAAGCCGACGCUGUCAUGGGAGAACCGGUACAAGGCGGCGCUGGGGAUCGCGGAAGCCCUGAGCUACGUGCACUCCGGCUGCUCGCGGCCGGUGAUUCACAGGGACGUCAAGUCGUCCAACAUCCUUCUCACAGAAGAGUUCGAGGCUCAGUUAUCCGAUUUCGGGCUUGCCAUCUGGGCGCCAUCGAAUCCGGCCUCCCUGGUGCACAGCGACGUCGUCGGCACGUUCGGGUACCUAGCACCGGAGUACUUCAUGUACGGGAAGGUCACCGACAAGGUGGACGUGUACGCGUUCGGCGUCGUCCUGCUGGAGCUCCUGUCCGGGAGAAAGCCCAUCAGCGGCGACGGGUCGUCACCAAAAGGCCAAGAAAGUCUCGUCAUGCGGGCCACUCCGGUGCUUAACAGCGGCGACAUUUCUGACCUGCUAGACCCGAGGCUAGAGGUGAAGCACGACGAGGUCGAGGUGAGGCGGAUGGCCUCUGCCGCGUCCCUCUGCCUCAGGAGGUCGGUUCGGCUCAGGCCGCCGAUAUCGCAGAUACUGAGCAUACUACGAGGAGAGAGCACGACGAGAAUCGCUGACCAGGGCGCCGCCGCCGAUCCGGACUGCCUGGAUGACGAGGCGUACCCGGCGGCGAACGUGAGGUUGCAUCUGGGCCUCGCCCUGCUGGACGUGGAGGACGCCGAGUCCAUCUCGAGCACCGAGCACAGCAGCGGCUUCAGCACCCUGGAGGAGUACCUCCGGGAACGGUGGAGCCUGUCGUCCAGCUUCGAUUGAUUGACGCCUGCGUUUUUGUGGACAUGUAACUUCGUUUUUCUCCGGCUCUUUUAUUGUUUGGGGUCGAGCUGGGCUGUCAUUGUUUGGUUUGGUUACGAUACCAUGUACAGUACGGUAUCAAAGCAUCACCAGUGCCACAUUUUCGGCACCAGGAGGCUUCCUCGAAAGCUUCUUAUGGUCCUCGACAGUGUCGUUAGUGGAUCUGUGUGCCCUAAUGUUGUCACGUCACUGCCACAAAA